CCUCCCGCUGCUCUUACCUCCGCCGCCCGCCAGCGGCUCACCUGCCAGGUUGAAACUGCAAGACCGUAAACACGUCUUAUGACUAACUGACCGACGGGAGACUGUAACAGCAGAGCGCCAUGGAGGCUCUAGGGACGGAGUCCCCCGUCAGAGCGGGUUACCACAGACUGGAGGUCCAGAAAACGACGUGGGACGUCCCGGAGAGAUACACGGCGCUGCGGGCGGUCGGCUCCGGAGCGUACGGGACAGUGUGUUCUGCCAUCGACCAGAAGACAAAGGAGAAUGUGGCCAUCAAGAAGCUGUAUCGUCCCUUCCAGUCCCUCAUCCACACCAAGCGGGCCUACAGGGAGCUCAGGCUGCUCCGCCACAUACAGCACGAAAAUGUGAUCUGCCUCCUCGACGUCUUCACACCUGACUCCACGCUGGAGAAAUUCCAAACCUUUUAUAUGGUAAUGCCGUUCGUAGCCCAGGAUCUGGGCCACAUCAUGAAAAGGCGGAGAUUGACUGAUCGCAUCAUCACAUACCUGUUCUACCAGCUUCUACGAGGACUCAAGUAUAUUCAUUCUGCAGGGAUCAUUCAUCGGGAUCUGAAGCCUGGUAACCUUGCUGUGAAUGAGAACUGUGAAUUAAAGAUCCUGGAUUUUGGCUUGGCGAGACAGACGGAGAGCGAAAUGACCGGCUACGUUGUGACGCGCUGGUACAGAGCACCAGAGGUCAUAUUCAACUGGAUGCACUACAGUCAGACAGUGGAUGUCUGGUCAGCCGCCUGUAUCCUGGCCGAGAUGAUUACUGGCAGUGUGCUUUUCCCAGGGCAUGACAGUAUUGAUCAGCUGAAGAAGAUCCUUCGUCUGACAGGAACACCAGACUCCUCCCUGGUUCAGAGGAUGCAGAGUAAAGACGCACAAUCAUACGUGCAAGGUCUUCCACCACAGAAGAAGAGGAACUUCAGGGAAGUGUUUUCAUCCAUGGACGAUAAAGCUGUAGACAUUCUGGAGGGGAUGUUACUGCUGGACCCAGAGACCCGGCUGACAGCUAAGCAGGGGCUGUCACACCCGUUCCUGGCUGAAUUUGCUGACCCGGAGUGCGAGCCCGACUCUGAGGCUUACGACGACUCGUUCGAGAGCCUGGAACUCGCCGUCGGGGAGUGGAAGAGCCUCAUCCACAUGGAGAUCAUGACCUUCGACCCCGACAACCCCAGCAAGACGGCCAUGUAGGAGGCUGUGAUGAGCUGGUGCCCUCCCAGUGUUUGGUUCUAAAUCCACAUACUGCAAAGGUCAACAACACUGCCAAGCUCAGAGAAACAAACAUAAAAUGCAUAAAGAUAACUUGAAUGUUUUUUGUUUUUUUCUUACGGUGCAUCUGAUGUUCGGCAGUUGAACGGCAAUUUCACUAAAGGGCAGCAGUACUUGGUAUGGUGGCCUGUAGAGGACAACAGAGAAGAGAGAUUCUGAUGAUGGAAAAUGUCCCAACGUAUUGCUAAAAAAAAAAGUUUGUUUCAAGGUUUUAAAUUUUGACACGCAGUCUUGAGCUGCUGCCAUGCAACCACCAGCUGACCCUCGUGUGCAUGUCAUGUGGACGUGAUAUGACACGUAUACGGUACAUGUGGCGUGUACAGUUUUGAACAUAUCCUUGGUUUGUAGAAACCUAAACCGCUAACAUUUUAUUCUGCUUCUUACUGUGAAAUGAAAGAUGAUCGAUCCAUCCAGUGAUGUAUAUCUUGGACUUCCAGAAACGUAUUUGUCUAAGUCAGGAUUCAAUUCUGUAAGAUAUUUACUUGAUUGCACAGUAGAAAAACACUGAAAAAUCUAUAUUUGUUGGUAAAUCAUGAAAGACUGUACCAGUACAGCGUAUAUAAGUACACAGUAGAAAUAUAACCCUGCCUUAGUUACAUUUCAUCUUACCUGAGAGUUAUUGUAUAUGUCUCAUUUUGUAUGAUUAUGUGUAAGAUAUCCACGAUCAGUAGCGUGGAUUCAGCGCAAUAUUCGUUUCUUUUUUAACUCGUCUGCAAAGAUGUGGGAAUUUAUAAUUGAUCCUCAUUUGUACUGUUGGAACUCACUCAACUGUUCUCAAAUAAAACUUGAAAAGAAUAAAUGAA
This is a messenger RNA of Acanthopagrus latus (yellowfin seabream), 2095 nucleotides long. RefSeq names its product STKc_p38 domain-containing protein. Gene Ontology annotation, molecular function: MAP kinase activity; ATP binding. Gene Ontology annotation, biological process: protein phosphorylation; intracellular signal transduction. The record is from RefSeq and is a predicted model, not a curated record. The coding region runs from base 120 to 1214 and encodes 364 amino acids. The transcript has 12 exons. Gene Ontology annotation, cellular component: nucleus; cytoplasm. Lineage: Eukaryota; Metazoa; Chordata; Actinopteri; Spariformes; Sparidae.